Molecule: messenger RNA, 1408 nt
Organism: Gavialis gangeticus (Gharial)
Lineage: Eukaryota; Metazoa; Chordata; Crocodylia; Gavialidae
Gene: PIGF
Product: phosphatidylinositol glycan anchor biosynthesis class F
Exons: 6
Coding region: 107-682 (191 amino acids)
Biological process (GO): GPI anchor biosynthetic process
Cellular component (GO): endoplasmic reticulum membrane
Source: RefSeq, a predicted model, not a curated record
GAUCGCCACCCGUGGGGGAGGGGGUGGUGGUUGGUAACCUUUGACCUCCGGCUUGAGGAGCGGCGACGCGGGGGAGACGCAGGGUGAAUAUUCAACAAAUAACAUAAUGAAAGAUACAGAAAUAAAGAAACUCCUCUUUGCCCACAUUUUCUGUGUGGUUUCCAUUAUUCUGUCAACUCUCAUUCCAGCUUUCUUCUUGGAGAAUUUCUCAGUUUUGGGAACACACCUUACCUGGUUGUGUAUUUGUUCUGCUUGUGUCACUACUGUAAAUGUAUUUUUAUAUAUAAUAGUAAAACCAAAUCCAUCUUCUAAGAGAAGUUCAUUUGCUCACAAGAUAUCUAGGUUUCUAAAAUGCUGCAUAUACUUCUUCAUGUCUUGCAUAGUGUUUCAUGGAAUUAUUGUCCUUUAUGGAGCACCAUUAAUAGAGUCAGUGCUUGAGACAUUUUUGUUUGCAGUCCUUCUAUCUACAUUUACAACUUUGAACUGCUUGUGUAUGCUAGGACCAAAUAUCCAAGCAUGGAUAAAGGUAUUCAGUAAAAAUGGAGCCAUGUCCAUCUGGGAUAACAGUCUACAAAUUACCACAAUGUGCAGCAUAGUGGGAGCAUGGCUUGGAGCAUUUCCUAUCCCUCUGGAUUGGGAUAGACCUUGGCAGCUUGACCAGCCAGAAGAUGUUAGAACAUAACCAGAAACUCCUUAAAUUACAUUAACAGUAAAAGGCAGAUAAAGAGCAACAUUAGUGCAAAAUACCAAAAAAGAAGCAGUUGCUGUUGAUUGUCAGGGAUAUUUAUUUAUGAGAAGGUGUAACAUGCAAGAUUCAAAAGCAACCAGCAACAUCAGUCUGUACUUGUGUAAAGCAGAUAAGGAUCUACAGACCAUAAUUCACCUAAUAUAGGUAAGAUUUUUAAUAAUGGAUCACUGACAACUCACAGUUAGUGAACUAAAUGCAAGAGAAAUUCUGAGUUCCUCAAACCAUUGGCCACAGCUAUUGCGGAUAGCAGAGAGGUAUAUAAGAUUUUUCUUAGUGGGUAAGAAGGAACCACUCUCUCAGCUGAAUAGUAUUGAGAAAGAAGAUUUCAGAGAGAAGAUAAAACGCAGGUAUCCUAUCAUUCUUGGGAUUCCUCUUUUCUCACCUAAAUUCUUAAAACAAUAUUUGAUUUGAUUUCAGUCUCAUAAUGGAAGUGUUAAGAUCCAGUUGAAGCAUGGUCUUAGCUAAGGCCACAAAACACACUAUGCUAGUUAAUUAUGUAAUAUCAUAUCAAAACAUUGUUAGACUCUUUUAUAGACUAUAUGUAUCACCAUUGUUAAUGAAUGAAAAUGAGCAUGUCUUUGGUUUAAAAGAGAGGCAGUAGCCAAGACAUUAUAGAACAAAAGCACUGAAUAGCAGAAAUAAUGGCUAUGAACAGAAAAA